Molecule: messenger RNA, 1601 nt
Organism: Myxocyprinus asiaticus (Chinese sucker)
Lineage: Eukaryota; Metazoa; Chordata; Actinopteri; Cypriniformes; Catostomidae
Gene: vsig8a
Product: V-set and immunoglobulin domain containing 8a
Exons: 9
Coding region: 183-1262 (359 amino acids)
Source: RefSeq, a predicted model, not a curated record
CUCCAUGGCACCCCUUCACUUGAUACCAGAGGAGACUUGUUUUCUAACAGUGGAGCCAUUCAGGUGAAGUAAACGAGGACUUAAACUGGGAGACCUCCAUCUUCUUUUCUCGGCUAGGCAUAUGUCAUAAAAUCCCUAACCAUCUGAACGAGAGGAAGUUUCACAGUAAAGUGUUUCCAAACAUGAAUGUACCAAAAAUCUGCUUUCUCACAGGAUGUCCAAAAUGGCCUUGCGUUAGACGAACAAGUUUGUCCCCACUGUUUUCGUUUAUGAUAUUGUCUGUGCUAACACUGUUUCUCAAAGCACAUGUGACAUUAGCAAUGAAAGUGACCUCCAGUGGACCACAAACUAUGCAGAUGGCUCAGGGGGAACAAGUUACAUUAGACUGUGCCUACACAUCAAGUCCAGCAGACAUAGGCGAGCUUGACAUUGAGUGGUCAGUCAUCAGCCCCGACACAACACAGAAGGACCACAUGAUCAUAUCAUAUACAGGUGGAAGGAAAUAUAUCCAUAGUGACCCUGCUUUUAUGAAAGGUGUGGACUUUACAGCUACAGACCCUGCCCAGGGAGAUGCAUCUCUGUCUAUAACCUCACUGGCUGCCAAUCAUGCUGGAACCUACCAGUGCAAAGUGAAAAAAGCACCUGGAGUGGAUAGUCGGAAAAUCUCACUGAUUGUUAUGGUGAAGCCGUCUGUGCCGAAGUGUUGGGUAGACAGAGGAGAAGCCGUGGGUGAGCCAGUGUCAGUGCGCUGCAGAUCAGAGGAAGGCUCUGCACCUCUAGUCUAUUCCUGGAGAAGAGAGAAUGGAGGAUCCGUUCCUCCAGACGCAAUUCAGAACUCUGUCACAGGAGAGCUUCUGAUUAGUAAUCACUCUGAAAGUCACUCUGGUAUCUACUCCUGUGAAGUUUCAAAUGCGGUAGGGAAAGAGAGCUGUCGGCUGAACCUUCAAGCUGUAAAGCCUCCUAACAGAGCUGGGGUGAUCACAGGCACUGUUGUUGGAUGUUUGCUGCUCAUCAUGAUUGUCCUGUUGAUCAUAUGGCUCGUCAUCUUCAGAUGUGACUGGAAUCGACAUGACAAAGAUUUCUCCAAUGAGAUUAGGGAAGACGCUCCUGCCCCUGAGAGUCGCCCUACCAGCCGAGUGUCCAGCUUCCGAUCAGGAGUGGCCUACAGCCAAGUGGGCCAAACUCACGAAGAACAUCCAUCUUCCACUAACACCAGCAACAGCACUGCGAAGUAUGACAGCAGAUUUGGCUAUGCAGUGUGAGAGAGUGUUUGUUCUUCAUACAGUGUCAGUUUAAUCAACAUGUGCAGUUUCACUGGAGCUUGAAGCUUUACUUAUCGUCAUUGGUUUACAGUUAUUCAAAGAAUAAAAGUGACUUUUUUCUGUCUUUUAACUGGAAUGUUUGCCACUCAUGUUGCAAAAUGCAAUACAGAGUCAAAAUGUUAUUCACAAAUAUGAGAUAUGGACCAUGGAUGAUGUUUUUUUGUUUGUUUUUUUAAGAUAUGCUAAUCAGCAAAUAUUUGAUUUUUUAUAUAUAUAUAUAUAUAUAUAUAUUAUUUAGUAGAACUUGUAAAAAGAGUUUAAUUCAGGAUUUGUUGUGAU